GAGUGCAGUAUAAACUGCAUAUUUUCCUAACCAAUAAUUUCGUUUAACGUGUUAAGUAUUUAAUAAAUAAAUCAUUGUUAAAAUAUAACACAUUAUGUCACUGCUCAUAAAAGUAUUAGGUUUAACCAGAACAACAUUGCAAUCUACAUUAAUCAAAAGAGAUAUACCUGUAAGAUUGAUUUCUUCUUCACACACUUGCUAUCAAGAGGAAAGUAAUACAAUUGAAAAUAGUAAUGAAAUAGAGAAUACCGAUGAGAUAAUAGUAGAUCCUGCUAAAGACCGAAGACAAGUUAUUCCCGUUGAAACUAGUAUAGAGUAUAUGUUAAGCAGUGCUUAUAAACAAACUUACGGGGAUGAUCCUGUAUGGACAAAAUAUCGAAGAAAUCAUAAAGGACAAUUUCCUUCAAGAAAAACAAGAAAAACCUGUGUAAGAGGUGGUAUCAUAAGUACUGGUAAUCCUUGUCCAAUAUGCAGAGAUGAAUAUUUGAUCUUGGAUCAUAGGAAUGUUAAAUUGUUAGAACAAUUCAUUUCUAAACAUACAGGCGAAAUAUUAAGUUAUCGAAAAACUGGCAUUUGUCAAAGAAGAUAUAAACAACUUCUUGUAGCUGUACUUAGAGCAAAAGAAUACGGUACUUUAUUGCUCGACGUCCCUCUUAGAGAAUACGACUAUUCUGAAUGGUAUAACGAAAAAACACAACAACAUUAAAUAUAAAAAUGUCUGAU
Polistes dominula (European paper wasp) is the source of this 723-nucleotide messenger RNA. RefSeq names its product mitochondrial ribosomal protein S18B (gene mRpS18B). The record is from RefSeq and is a predicted model, not a curated record. Gene Ontology annotation, cellular component: ribosome; mitochondrion. Gene Ontology annotation, biological process: mitochondrial translation. Lineage: Eukaryota; Metazoa; Arthropoda; Insecta; Hymenoptera; Vespidae. Gene Ontology annotation, molecular function: structural constituent of ribosome.